Messenger RNA from Phytophthora sojae, 1866 nucleotides. RefSeq lists its product as hypothetical. Lineage: Eukaryota; Oomycota; Peronosporomycetes; Peronosporales; Peronosporaceae. Bases 1 to 1866 code for a protein of 621 amino acids. Gene Ontology annotation, cellular component: Golgi apparatus. Gene Ontology annotation, biological process: mannan biosynthetic process. Gene Ontology annotation, molecular function: alpha-1,2-mannosyltransferase activity. The record is from RefSeq and is a predicted model, not a curated record. The transcript has a single exon.
AUGGCACGUGCGUCCCCGUUGCACGCUCGCCCCGCCGGCCAGAGCAAGCGCCGCGCGUCCACCAUAACGCCGCCCAAUUCUCCUCGAAACGGGCCUCGCGUGGGCGCAUUGGUGCUCUUCUCGGCCAUUGGCCUCUACGCCUUGGGCUUCGUGGUCUGGGGCUUGAGUGUGAGCGGCUCCUUCAGCGUCGCACUGUCGUCCUCGGACUCGGACAAUGGCGCGGACGUGCGACUGAGUCCGCUGCUGGUCAGGCAACUGAGGCGGCGACAGAGGGCAGAGAACGGCAAUCAGAUCGCCGACAUCGCGACGGACACGCACUGGAUGGAGCAGCUACUGGACGCCGGCAGCAGACCGCCGGACUUGCGCUGCGUGGGCUGGAGACAGACGGACAGUUGCGACCUCCAGGAGACAGAAGUGCCCACGAAGAACAGAGGCUGCGACCAGUUCGUGCGCGGCGGAGUGGGCGGCUAUUGCCUCAUGGAGGACGAGGCUACAGGCCAGCAGAUCCAGGUCAUGCACACGGCGUGUGAUACGCUGCACUCGAGCGUGAUGCUCAGUUGUCGACAUGCCGGAGACUUUGUGGAUUUCCAGUGGGAAGUGGCGAAAUUGGCGGCGGCGAUUAAACGGGAGAAGGAGGCGGAAGAUAGCGGAGACAGUGCUGCUGGCUCGACUGCUGCGGCCCCGAAAGAGGGAAUUGUGAUGGUGAUUUACCCCAAACUGCUUGUGAGCGCGUAUGCAUCGAUUCGAGCGUUGCGUGCGGUGAAUUGCACUCUUCCGGUGGAGUUGUGGUACAUUGAGUCGGAAAUGACAUCUGGGGUCGCACUGCUGGAUGAUGUUCCCAAGAAACUGCAAGAAGCGUAUGGCCCGCUGACACUGCACCCGAUCACAGACCCGAGAGUAGCUGGCUUCAACUCGAAGGUGUACGCAAUUACGCACACCGAGCUUGACCACGUGCUGUUUCUGGACGCAGACAACGUUCCUGUGAGGGACCCGAGCUAUCUGUUCACGACGCCCGAGUUCAAGCAGACUGGUGCUGUCUUCUGGCCAGACUUCUGGCAUCCAGCCCACACGAUUUUCAACAUCAACAACGAUUCAUUGUUGUGGGAGCUGCUGGGUAUGGAGCAUGUGGACAUGUUCGAACAGGAGAGCGGCCAGCUAGUGAUCGACAAGACACGGAGCUCAGCAGCCUUGCGGAUGCUGGCGCUCUUCGCCUUCCACGACCCCAACCUCUUCUCGCGGUACAAGUUGGCGCACGGAGACAAGGACCUCUUCCGUCUCGCGUGGCUCAAGACCAAGACCCCGUUCCACAUGGUCGCCAACCCGCCUGGAAUUGCAGGCACAGUGCGCGGUACCAAGUUCUGCGGCAUGUCGAUGGUGCAGUUCGACACGGAUGGGGAAGUGGUCUUCCUACACCGCAACGCGAAGAAGCUGACGGGCGGUCUGAGCGCAAGUUGCAAGCCCGACGAGAAGAUUUGGACGCACCUGCAGCGCUUCCGGUAUCGGGCUGCGUCUCCUCACGCGCUGGAGGUGGAGGCGGCCUUCGAGGCCUCCAAACCGACGCUACCGCCCCACGACAAGGUCGACAGUGGGCGCGUGUCCGUAGGAAACCUGAACAUGCCGUACAAGUUCCUGCGCCAAAAGUACUCGGUCCAGAUCUUCAACGGAGCCCCCGAGUUCGACGAGACCCAGUGGUGCUACGGCCAGUCGCAGCUCACGGCGCCCAGGUACAAGACCAUUGCAUGGGAAGACACGGCAUUUCCACUGGUGGAGCGAGAUCUACUGCAGUACGCGGGUGAAGCUGUGGCGCUGCUGCCGCCGUCGGCAGUGGAGCACAUUGUGCAAAGCGACCGCGAGGAGGCAAGUUGA